This is a messenger RNA of Hemibagrus wyckioides, 4285 nucleotides long. It is a transcript of the gene igsf8, whose product is annotated as immunoglobulin superfamily, member 8. The transcript is spliced from 6 exons. The record is from RefSeq and is a predicted model, not a curated record. Bases 360 to 2237 code for a protein of 625 amino acids. Lineage: Eukaryota; Metazoa; Chordata; Actinopteri; Siluriformes; Bagridae.
CCCACCGCCGGAGAAGACAAACUGGCCCGUGGAAGGGCUGAAUAAAUGAGCAAUAUUAACACAGGAGAAUCGCACGACUUUGUAGGAUUGUAUCAUUUAGAGACUCUAAAUAUCGUUAUACUGGAUUAUAAGCGCACACGCUGUGACAGUAAUGUGUUGGGGUAAUAUUGAGCUUGAUAGUUAUCUAUUUAUAUAGGUAUCUGUCUAUCUAAAUAUAUGAGUUGUGUUAGCGCGUUAGAUGAGUGUUGUAUGUGUUUAAUGCGAUCUCCUAACCACGCGUUAAUAAUCGACUAAACAAGUGGCUAUGUGUGUCGCUGGGAAAACCACUUGGGCGUGAAUUGGGAAUACUGGGAAGCAGGAUGUCUCGGUGGUGGAGGAUAGUGCUGAUUGCUGUAGUGUGGGAGGUCCAGAGUGUUGUGUGCCGUGAGGUGACUCUUCCACCAGGUCCAAUCUACCGUGUAGCAGGUUUCCCUCUGUCUCUGCCCUGCACUGUUUCGGGCUAUGAUGGUUCAAGAACACAGGACUUUGAAUGGUUCUUAUACCGUGAGACUGCCAAGGAAAUGUCGAUUGCGGUUGUGUCCACUAGAGAUAGGGGCUUUCCCUAUGCCAUUUUCCAGGGUCGAGUGAAUUCAGGCGAGGUUCGGGUGGAGAGAGACUCGGGUGAUAAGGCCAGACUGGUGAUUCAGAGACUUCAGCCAGAAGAUCAGGGAAAAUACGAGUGUUAUACACCAAGCACAGAUGUACAAUUCCAAGGCACCUACAGUGCGUCUGUGGACGUCAAAGUGAUCACAGACACAUUGCUGAUAACCCACUCUCGCAUUCUGAGUGGCCAGUCUGUCAUAGAAGGCACAGCACUUCAGCUGACAUGUGCUGCUUCUGUCGAGUCAGCGCAGCACACACAUUUGUCUGUCACGUUCGGGAUGCGAGGCAGCACAGGCUCUGGCUCUCUGGGCCACAAUCUGAAGGAAAUCAUCUCCAUCGACCGCGAUCUGCAUGUAACCCCAGGCCGGGGAGGAUCUUAUGAGAAGAGGUACAAUAAUGGUGAGAUUUCUAUGGAGAAGAGGAGUGGAGAUGAAGGGAAGGACCUUUACAUUCUGACGAUAAGCGCACUGGCCUUGGAGGAUUCUGGUUCUUAUUUCUGUGAGGCAGCACAGUGGAUCUUGGAUCCAUCAGGCCAGUGGGAACGCAUUGCCCAAAGAACCCUGGAACUGGGAAACCUCUCAGUGCAACCACUUGCGGACACGCUGUCUGUGAGCACAGUGCCAGUGGGUGAGGUGGCACUGCAACCCGGGUCCCCUCUCAGUCUCACGUGUCUGGUGUCGGGAGCCGGUCCGUGGUAUCGCUCAGCUCUGCUGGUGCAGUGGUUGCGGCGUGGGCCGGCAGGAGGGGUGGAAGUGGAGGUGGCCCGCAUGAGCCCCAACGGAGUCGUGAGCUGGGGCGAUGACAUCAGUAGUGGAGGAGGUGGCAGCAUGGAGAAGGGAGAAGAGGGGAGAUUUUCUCUGAGACGCUUCUCUGCCCACCCUGCCGAUGCUGGACAAUACCGCUGCGCUGUGAGUGUAUAUGCUGGGCAGCUCAAUCCAGCACCAUCCAGCCCUGCUACAAUCACACAGAGGUCUGAGGGUGUAGUGGUCAGCCUCAAAACUAAAGCGGUGAGUGUGCUGGCAGCCAUUGAGUUAUCACGUCGUCCACUCCUGAAACGUGGGAGCACCGUCACCUUGCUCUGUAAUGUCUCUGUGGUGACCACAGGCCCCACUCAGGUGGAAGUGCAAUGGUGGCACAAGAAGCGGGAGCUACACGGGAAAGAAGACAAGACCCCCGAAAAUGCCAAAGGCAGUAUCCUUGCAACACUGACCUUUGAUGGGAUAUCUCGUAUCUUCAGUAAUGGAAGUGAACUGAGCGUUGACCGCAUUUCUGCUGGAACUUACAGACUACGGAUCUUUUCAGCACACGAGGAGGACCAAGGGGAUUACCAUUGCCAGGCAGAUGUAUGGACCCAGGACCCCCAUGGAGGCUGGUACAAUACAGGUGCCAGUGCAGAGUCAUCCAUAGUACACGUUUAUUUAUAUGCACUAGUUGCUGACCUUCUCCUUAUACCACUGGUGGUUGGUGUCUCCUCUGCCCUGUUUGUGGGAGUGGUCAUCAUCUCCAUGGUAACAUGCUGCUUCAUGAAUCGACUUGCCAGGCAGCGCUCCAACUGCGCUAGGAAACCAGCUGGCAGGCCGAUAAAAGAAAAAUAAAUAUAACUAAAGAGUGUACUUGACUGAAGAAUGAAGCAUACUGACUUCUGCUGGCAUGUUAGGCUCUGACUGGUCAAUCGAAUUAUUAACUCACACAUUCAAAGUGUGCCAACAGGUUCGUUCUUUUCUUCUAAGCCACAAUUAUCCUAAUUGUGUUUGGUAUAAACUUUAACCUGUCCAAUAUGCAGCAUCCAAAACGUAAAGUGGCUUUUGUUUAUUGGUUUGUUUGAAAGGAUGGACCAAUUUUGUGUGUUGUUUUUUGUUUGUUUGUUUGUUUGUUUAUUUGGGUUUUUUGUUGUUGUUUUUUUUUUAUAAAUGUGAUGUAAUAAGUUUAACAAAUCCUGGUUUUGGUACAAGAAAUUAUAUUUCAUGUUCCUAUAUAGCAUGCCAUAAAUGUUUCACCAUUAUUUGUAUGGUAUUUAUGAAACAAUGAACAACUAAGCAAAAUGUUGCACUGAUCUUUGUAGUUAAAGAUAAGCCAUCACAGGUACUUACAAACUCAAAGCCCACACACAGUUCAUGCACACUGUACUGUAAUUAAGCAAAGCCUUGAUGAUAGGAAUUAGUUUACAGUGGGUGGAAUAAGCUAAACACUGUGUGUAGUGUCCCCAUAAUUUAGAAAUCAGCUUGGAGCCACUGAAUGAAUAGAACCAGGCCACUACAGUAGUAGUAGUUAUUCAUACAGUGAAUUAAACUAGCGGUGAUACUACACACUGUAAAAUAAAUGUAAUUACCCCAAAGAAACUUGACCACUUUAUAAAGAGUGAAAAUGCUGAUAAAUAUGAAUUGUAUAUUCUACUGCUGAUAGGCUGAUGGGUGCUUCCCUUAUACUGCAAUAAAGCAGUACUUGUAUGCAACAGCACUCAAGCUGUCACUAGACACAGCUGGAAAUACAGAGACUCUAAUUGAAAUGCUGUUGUAGAAACUGAACAUCUGGGUCAAAUCACACAAACCUUGAGUAGACUUCUCAGCCAAAUCAACAGGACCAAAUUGGGUCAAGGACCAAACUGACCCUUAAUUUUUUAUUUCCUUUUUUUUUUUUAAAAGCUGUAUUUUGAACCUUUUAUAUUUUGCAUAUUUUCUGUUUUGGGGGGUUCUUGUGUUGCACUGAUAUUGAGCUGGUACUGUGAAAUGGACUUUCUUUUAAAAAUACAUUUAUGCUUUGUCUUGUAACUUGUAUAAGGAGCACCAUUCAUUGUGUUCUCAAAUACUUCCUUUCAGCAUAUUACGAUUGCUUUUUUUUUUUUUUACAUCUCAUAUAGGAUUUAACCACAGUAAUGAGAAAAAAAAAUGUGGUUUGGGUCAUGAGUACAGAUAAAAUGACAGAGGCAUGUAUCUGUAGCGCUUCUGUCCCUUUUUGGAUAAAUAAUCUGAUUGCUGUUUUUGUGAUUUAGGAGAUGAAGAUCUCUGAUCUUUUUGAUUGUUAAUACGGUGAACACAUUUGGAAAAGUUAGUAAACACACAUUGCUAUUGCAUGUUAAAGUGCUUUGCAGUGUUCGACUCACAAAUCUGAAAGCGGAUUUAUCUUCUCACCCAGCUGGGCCAUGUGACCAUUUCAGGAAGAUGAACACAACACUGGCUGCUUAUUAAUCCUUAUGUUUACAUUGCAGAGAGACUCUUCUCCCCCCACCAAAUUUGUCACGCACUAUUCUGGAUUUGUCCAGCUGUUCCACUCAGCCUAGUGGCCAUUUCAUUUCCAUUCUUAUGCUAACCUUUGCUGGAUGGUUCUGCAAGGUUUUCAUGGACAGGCUUGAAAUCUCUUAGCAAACCCAUUUAAAUAUCAGGCUUCAGAAAUACAUAGUGUACCUAAAAUCUCAUAGGCACAAGUUAAUUUACGAUGUUUUUUAUGCGGAUUGUAACGAUUAAACUUCCCUUUUUUUGUUUUUAAAGCUAAUUUCUGUGUUUUUGUAAAUUAAUUAGAUGUCCAUAACCCGCUGUAUUUUGUGAAUGUUGACGGUGACCUGUGAUUUUCAUUGUCAGUGUCUGCUUGUACUGCAUAAUUGUGGUUUAGGGACAUGAAUAAGUAAUAAAAUCAAAAAAAUAAAAGA